CCCGAAUCUAUAAUCCCGACACCAUUAUUAGCCCCUAACGGUCCAUGACACACACCAUGGCCACCAUCAUGACCAAAGCCGCUAGGUCUCAUGCAAAGAACACCUCAAAAGCAUGCGAAGAAUGUCGUCGGAGAAAGCAGCGCUGCAGUGGCGAGAGUCCAUGCAUCACUUGUCAAAGGCGCGGUGCAACAUGCUGGUACCGGGUGGUUACAAGAACAAGAAAUUCACGCCAGGUUACCUCCGAAGAUGCCGACUUGGAACACGGAACUCUGAAUUCAAGAUCCCAUGCGACCACCAGCGGUAUUUCAAUCGAACAGCAAGCAUCAGGAUUGAACGAGAUCGGCAUGGAACAGAUUCAAUCAACUCUCCCCCGUAGGCAUAUUUUCAACAGCAUCCGUGUUACAGACGUUUCUCGAGAUUCCUCCCUGUGCAUUUCGGAACUCUUGUACGGUCCAUUGUCUAGCUUUUCAUUACUCCGCCAUCUUCAUGCGCACCUUGAACUUCCAAGUAUUCGAGAUUCAAGCCCAUUGGUUUGCCCGGGGCAGUUCUAUGAUGACAAUGAGAGUCUGGAUGCUUUCAAUUAUCGCGAGAGAGCCUUCAGAUCUAUACCCAGUGCGCAAGAUGCGGAUGUUGCAUUCCUUCAGUACGACCUUGCCAAAGGCUUUCAAGACGUCUAUCUCAGGACAGUUCAUCACCUUUUUCCAUUGGUAUCUGCUGAGACUGUGCAGCCUCUCCUCCUACGUCUCUAUGACCCAAAUCCAUCGAAUGUUGUCGGGAGCUCCGAAAAAGCACUUGUCCUUGCCACUUUGGCGAUUGGAGCAGGCUACAAACAUGACGGAUGGAGGAAAAUUCUCUUCGAGAAAGCAUUAAAAGAAUCAGAAAAAUCACUUUAUGACAUCAACAUGGAGGUCGUCCAAACAGAAUUAUUGCUGGCUCAUUGUGAGUUCAUUUGGGGCAGUCCACAGGUUGCCUACCUCAUUCUAGGCCGCAGUCUACAAAAGUCACUGGCAGCCGGACUGCAUCGACUAGACCCGUCAUAUCGGCAACCACAUCAUAAGUCCGCAGAAGCGACCCGUACAUUCUGGUCCGUGUAUUGUUACGAGACCCUUGUUUCUCUCACAUUUGGAUGGCCCAUAUUGCUCCAGAUAAGCGAUAUGGAUUUUUCUAUCCCGGAACACGGCACAUUCACCUGGGCAUUAUUCAGAAUGUGUGAAGUGAUGCAAGAAAUACACAAACUCUAUCGGUGUUGCCAUACCACUAUCAACGCUGAUCUCAAGACGGCCUAUAAGAUUUUUCAUGAUUUGCAAUCACUCCGGCGAAUUUUGGAAUCAGAUCUAGAAAUAUUUAUCGGAAAGCCUCUAGAACACAACAGCAGCGAAAAUCUGGUACAGCACGUUGUUCUCUCAUACGAAUACUUCAAUAUCGUCUGUUUAACUUUCAGGCCUUUCCUGCUCCUGUCGCUUGAAUUUAGACGUCAAACGGACUCAGAGAGCCUGACACCAACCCAGUCCCUCAUGCUCACCAUCGACUCGACUUUGCAAGAUGCUUGCGAUCGUUGCAUUGACGCUGCUCGAUCCAUCAUUGUCCUUGCGGACACUGUUAUCUCAUUACAUCCAGUGGCUGAGAUACUCUGCAAUCACGAAUUAUUCCUUGAGACCGCUUGCUUUAUCCUAGCUUUAGCCACACUGCACGACUUGAGUUCUUACGAUACACAUGAUAGAUACUAUCGGAGGGCAAUGUCAUGCCUUGGCCAAAUGUCCCCUCGAGAACGGCUUACGGACUUGAUCGACGCACUUGAACAGCUUCAUUCUAAGGUGGGAUCAUUUAUCAACCGAGCCGCGAAUGAUAUUUCUGUAUUGCCCACUGAAGCUGUACCGAGUCAGGAGUUACCAACAGCAACCGACGGUGUAUAUCCCCAGAUUGACGAAGCAGCACUGAGCCUCGACGGGGUCGAACAAACUUUGCAGUCUUUGGAGCAACUUCCCGAUGCAGAAUGGCCGUUCAUGAAUUGGAAUCUAUCAGGGAUAGACUUGGGUUUCCUCGACUCCCUUGCUGGGGAUGGUGCGAAUGGAGGCGCUACUUAAGUGAAAGGCCCAGCCUAUCAAAGAUUUGUUUUUCAGAUUUUCCUUUUGAUUAUUUUUAUGAGAAUAUUUUGCAUCUUUUCAAACUCUUCUCGUUGUCAGCGGAUCAUUCCAAGUUCGUGAGUAACCUUGUCUUCGAGCGC
This is a messenger RNA of Eremomyces bilateralis CBS 781.70, 2224 nucleotides long. RefSeq lists its product as uncharacterized. Gene Ontology annotation, biological process: positive regulation of transcription from RNA polymerase II promoter by galactose; DNA-templated transcription. The record is from RefSeq and is a predicted model, not a curated record. The transcript is spliced from 6 exons. Gene Ontology annotation, cellular component: nucleus. Lineage: Eukaryota; Fungi; Ascomycota; Dothideomycetes; Eremomycetales; Eremomycetaceae. Bases 57 to 2084 code for a protein of 675 amino acids. Gene Ontology annotation, molecular function: RNA polymerase II cis-regulatory region sequence-specific DNA binding; DNA-binding transcription factor activity, RNA polymerase II-specific; zinc ion binding.